CUGACACAUUGAGCCCAGGCUGCUGAGUAUUGUCCUAAAAGCAGAAAGAGAGAGGGUGGGGGUGAAAGGAGGAGAGAGAAAGAGAGAGGGAGGAAAAAAAAAAUCACUCACUCAAUCACAUGACUUGACAGGAUUUGUAACCAGUGCUUUUUGUGCCACAAAGAAUUUUAAAUACACACACUAAAGCCCCACCAAAAGGAAAGGAGCUAAGAUGGGACAAUAAGGAAGCCUUGCAAGAAAUGGAAGCUGAGGUUUGGUAGAAGCUGAUGUCAGUGGCAUAAGAAAUCUCCCUCCUCUUCGUAGGGCAAGUGGAAUUUCCAAGUCUUAGUUUCCUCCAUAUAUAUUGUUUAUAAAGUAUGCUGGGAUCCGCCAAGAUGAAAAGUGCAAUAGAAAUGCUGCUGUGAGGAAAGGAGGCAGGCUGCAGCUGGGCAGGAGGAUAAAAGCAUUUGAGGAGGGCUAUCGAGGGGUCGCUCUGGUGCUGAACAGCAUGCAGUCCUUUCGGGAGCAAAGCAGUUACCACGGAAAUCAGCAGAGCUACCCACAGGAAGUUCACGGAGCAUCCAGGCUAGAAGAAUUUAGCUCCCGCCAGCAGGCCCAGAUGUUCCAGAGUUUUGGAGGAGGUGCUGGCAGCGGGCGCCGGGGAGCAACAGGAGCAUCUGCAGCAAUGGCUGGUGAGAGCUCUGGGCAUCAGAGCUAUCAAGGUUUCAGAAAAGAAGGAGGAGAGUUUUACUACAUGGCCUCCAACAUGGACACAGUGGCUGCAGGUGGGCAGCAGCCACCUCAGCGCAGGCCAUCUGGACCAGUGCAAAGCUAUGGGCCACCCCAAGGAAGCAACUUUGGGAGCCAGUAUGGGAGCGAGGGACAUGUGAGCCAGUUCCAAACACAGCAUUCAGGCCUUGGGGGUGUAUCUCACUAUCAGCAGGAUUAUACUGGCCCUUUUUCUCCAGGGAGUGCCCAGUAUCAGCAGCAGGCUUCCAGCCAGCAGCAGCAGGUGCAGCAGCUAAGACAGCAGCUCUAUCAAUCCCAUCAGCCUUUACCACAGGCAUCCAGCCAGCCUGCGUCUAGCACCUCCCACUUGCAGCCAAUGCAGCGUCCAUCUGCCCUGCCUUCCUCUGCUUCUGGGUACCAGUUACGAGUGGGUCAGUUCAGCCAACACUAUCAACCCCCUGCUUCUUCCUCUUCCUCCUUCCCCUCUCCACAGCGUUUUGGGCAGUCUGGUCAGAACUAUGAUGGCAGUUACAGUGUGAAUUCUGGUUCACAGUAUGAAAGCCAUGCUGUAGGUUCUAAUUCACAGGGAUAUGGGACUCAAUCUAAUUACAGCUUUCAAGCUCAGCCAAUGAAAAGUUUUGAACAGUCUAAGAUGCCCCAAGGUGGGCAGCAGGGGCAGCAGCAACAGCACCCCUCACAGCAUGUAAUGCAGUACUCAAAUGCUACCACCAAGCUAUCUCUUCAGAGUCAAGUGGGACAGUACAGCCAAGCUGAAGUCCCUGUGAGAUCACCCAUGCAGUUUCAUCAGAACUUCAGUCCUAUAUCCAACCCAUCUCCAGCUGCCUCGGUGGUCCAGUCUCCAAGCUGCAGCUCUACCCCUUCUCCCCUCAUGCCAGGUGGGGAAAACCUUCAAUGUGGGCAAGGCAAUAUGUCGAUAGGCUCUAGAAAUCGAAUUUUACAGAUGAUGCCUCAGCUUAGCCCAACACCAUCCAUGUUGCCAAGCCCCAAUGCUCAUGGUGGAGGAUUCAAGGGAUUUGGGCUGGAAGGACUUCAGGAAAAAAGACUUACAGAUCCAGGGCUGAGCAGCCUAAGUGCUUUAAGCUCUCAAGUGGCCAAUCUUCCUAACACAGUCCAGCACAUGUUACUUUCAGAUGCGUUGGCACCUCAGAAAAAAAAUUCCAAAAGGUCAUCAUCGUCUAAAAAAGCUGACAGUUGUACCAACUCAGAAGGCUCCUCCCAGGCAGAAGAACAGCUUAAGUCUCCCCUGGCAGAGUCCAUCGAUGGUGGCUGCUCUAGCAGUUCAGAGGACCAUGGAGAGCGGGUGAGACAGCUGAGUGGCCAGAGCACUAGCUCUGACACUACCUACAAUCGGAGUAACUUGGAGCGAUCCAAUUCAUCACCAGCACAAGGUUCUCAGAAUGAGCCAGCAAAACUCAGUACCAGCCCUACAGUUAGGGAAGACGUGGCCUCCCCAGCUGAAAAGGAAAUCUCAAUAGCAGUGGAGGUCACCCCAAAAGUGAAUGAAAAGACAGUUGGGGUGAUAGUUUCUCGGGAGGCCAUGACAGGCAGAGUAGAAAAAUCAGGCGGGCAGGAUAAACCCUCACAAGAUGAUGCUCCCCCAGCCACCCAAGCACCUCCUGGUGCCAGUGGAAUGAAAGAAACUGGACAGGUGUUACCACAGUCAGAGCCUCAAGCAGGAAGCAAAGGGAGUAAGAGUGGGGAUAACAAUACAAACCACAAUGGAGAGGGAAACAGCCAGCCUGGCCAUACAGUCAUUGGCCCAAAUUUUUCUGGCAGAACAGAAUCUUCCAAAUCAUCUGGCAGUUUGAGGUACAGCUAUAAGGACAAUCUUGGGGCUGGCAUACAGAGAAAUAUUGGUGGCUUUCCUCAGUAUCCAUCAAGUCAAGAAAAGGGGGAUUUUCCGGGGCAUAGUGAGCGAAAAGGCAGGAAUGAGAAGUUUCCCAGUCUUCUACAGGAGGUCUUACAGGGUUAUCACCACCACCCAGACAGAAGAUAUGCUAGGAAUGCACAAGAACAUCCAGGCAUGGCAGGAAGCCUGGAAGGAGCCAUGAGGCCCAACAUUCUAAUUAGUCAAACCAAUGAAUUAACAAAUAGGAGCCUUCUAAAUAAAAGCUUAGGGUCUCUCUUGGAAAGCCCUCACUGGGGCCCCUGGGAUAGAAAAUCAAGUGGUACAGCUCCUGAGAUGAAACAGAUCAAUCUGGCGGACUAUCCAAUCCCUAGAAAGUUUGAGAUCGAAUCACAGUCUUCAGCUCACGAAGGAGGAACACUCUCAGAGAGAAGAUCAGUGAUCUGUGACAUAUCUCCAUUAAGGCAACUUGUCAGAGAUCCUGGGCCUCACCCAAUGGGUCACAUAAGCAUUGAGGCCAGAAGUGGGCGGAGUGAACGUCUCACUCCUGGUUUAGGCCAAUCAGUCAUCCUCCCUGGUGGCCUGGUGUCCAUGGAAACAAAACUGAAGUCUCAUAGUGGGCAAAUAAAAGAGGAAGAUUUUGAACAAUCCAAGAUCUCAGCCAGUCUCAACAAUAAAAAAUCAGGAGACCAUUGUCAUCCUGCCAAUGUGAAGCAUGAAUCUUUCCGAACCAAUGCCAGCCCUGGGGCUGCAGCUCCUGAUUCUACCCCAGACUAUGUCUCCCAGCAAGACAGCAGAUCAACACAGUUAAAACGAGCACCUGGAAGAAUGGGAAGCAGCAGAGAGGGGAUGAGGGGCAAAUCACCUUCUCAAUACCAGGAUCUGGCUGACAAACUGAAGAUGUCACCAGGCAGGAGCAGAGGUCCAGGAACAGACCUUCACCACAUGAACCCACAUAUGACACUGUCUGAGAGAGUCAGCAGGGGUUCUUUGCAUUCUCCCUUUCCCCAGAAUUCUGAAGGCUCAUCUUUGGCUUCAGCAUAUCACACCAACACAAGGUCUCAUGUUUUUGGAGACCCUAACCAAAGUUUGAAUUCCCAGUAUCAUUACAAAAGGCAGAUAUACCAUCAGCAGCAAGACGAAUACAAAGAUUGGUGCAGCAGUUCUGCACAGGGUGUGAUUGCUGCAGCUCAGCACAGGCAGGAAGGGACAAAGAAGAGUCCAAGACAACAGCAGUUUCUUGAUAGAGUAAGAAGUCCCUUGAAAAAUGACAAGGAAGCAAUGAUGUACAUCCAGGCUAGCUCUUACCAUGAUACUGGAAACCAAGAUGCUGGGCGCUGCCUCAUGGGGAGUGAUGGUACUCAAAACAAAUGUACUGACUUAAAACAUGUUGGCCAGAAGAUGCAGCAUCAAGAAUCUGGUUGGGAUCUCUCCCGGCAGAUCUCUCCUGCCAAGAACAGUGGCCCUCUAGGAGCAACCAAUCAGAAAAGGUUUUGCUCUCAAGAUAGCGAUGGGCAUAGGCGGGAGGAAUCUACAGAUUUGCCCAAACCUAGUAAUGCAAUGCUGAGGCUCCCUGGCCAAGAAGACCAGUCUCCUCAAAAUCCCUUAAUUAUGAGGAGGCGGGUCCGUUCUUUCAUUUCUCCAAUUCCCAGCAAAAGACAGUCACAGGAUAUGAAGAACAGUAGCACAGAAGAUAAAGGGCGACUACAUCCCACCUCAAAGGAAGCAGCUGACAAAGCAUUCAACUCCUAUGCUCACUCAUCUCUAAGCCAAGAUGGUGGCAAGCCACUCCCAAAGGGAGAUUCCUCCAAGGAUCUCCAAAGUCCUGACAACAGGAAUUGUCCUGCUGUUUCCCUCACAAGCCCUGCUAAGACCAAAAUACUGCCCCCACGGAAGGGGCGGGGAUUAAAACUGGAAGCAAUUGUUCAAAAGAUUACCUCCCCCAACAUCAGGAGAAGCGUUUCCUCCAACAGUGCUGACACUGGUGCAGAUGCAGUCACCCUUGAUGACAUCCUGUCCCUCAAAUGUGGACCACCUGAAGGUGGGAGUUUGGCAAGUCAUGGACCAGACACAGAGAAAAGAAAAGGAGAGGCUGUGUCUGAUCCAGUGGGGCAAGUAAGCCAGGAAUUGACUAGUGAAACAUCUCUGCCACGAUCUGUAGAAGAAUGGCACAGCAGUGGGGAUGACAAAAUCAAGAAGGAGACACCAGAAGUUGCUAGUGUCAGUAAAGAGGGAUCUGGGGCCAAUGUGGCCAUACAACCUUCACACAAGUCUGGUAGUCAAGGGCGAUCAGAUGGAUCCUUAACUGGGACUGGAACUUUGAUGUUUCCUGACUCAAAAACAGUUUCUCCUUCCAGUGUGUUGACUUCUGAACCAAACCUAAAGUCUGAAGAAAAAGAUAGAGAUGUGACAAAUAUUUCACCUAAGCCAGAUGGCUUCCCUCCAAAGGGAUACUUCCCCUCUGGAAAGAAAAAGGGGAGGCCUAUUGGUAGUGUAAAUAAGCAGAAGAAGCAGCAGCAGCAGCCGCAGCCGCAGCCGCCACCUCCACCACCAGUGCCACUACCAACACAGCCAUCAGAAGGGACAAGAGGUGGAGAGCCAAAACCUAAGAGACAAAGGAGGGAGAGGAGGAAACCUGCAGCACAACCACGAAAGCGGAAAACUAGACGGGCUGCUCCAAUUGUGGAACCUCAAGAACCAGAGAUAAAGCUGAAGUAUGCCACCCAGUCUCUGGAUAAAACUGACACCAAGAACAAGUCUUUUUUCCCAUACAUUCAUGUGAUAAACAAGUGUGAGAUAGGUGCUGUGUGCACAAUCAUCAAUGCAGAGGAAGAAGAGCAGAACAAGUUGGUGAGGGGCCGAAAGGGACAAAGGUCACUGACACCCCCUCCUAGCAACACUGAGAGCAAAGUUCUGCCCACCUCAUCUUUCAUGCUGCAGGGUCCUGUGAUAACGGAGUCUUCUGUCUUGGGGCAUCUGGUUUGCUGCCUGUGUGGUAAGUGGGCCAGUUAUCGCAACAUGGGAGACCUCUUUGGGCCUUUUUAUCCCCAGGAUUAUGCAGCUACACUGCCCAAAAACCCGCCUCCCAAGAGGGCCUCAGAAAUGCAAAGCAAGGUCAAGGUACGACACAAAAGUGCUUCUAAUGGCUCCAAGACUGAUACAGAAGAGGAAGAAGAACAGCAACAACAGAAAGAACAAAGAAGCCUGGCUGCCCACCCCCGUUUUAAGAGGCGGCAUCGCUCUGAGGACUGUGGGGGGGCCCCUCGGUCACUUUCAAGAGGAGCUGCUUGUAAGAAAGCAACCACUGAGGGUGGCAGUGGCAAUGAAAAGACUCUCUCAGACUUAAAAACCCCCAUGCCCACUUCAGAAGGUGGCCCUGAGCUGGAGUUACAAAUUCCUGAACUACCUCUUGACAGCAAUGAAUUUUGGGUCCACGAGGGUUGUAUUCUCUGGGCCAAUGGAAUCUACCUGGUCUGUGGCAGGCUUUAUGGGCUGCAGGAAGCUGUGGAAAUAGCAAGAGAGAUGAAAUGUUCUCACUGCCAGGAGCCAGGAGCCACCUUAGGCUGCUACAACAAAGGUUGCUCCUUCCGAUACCAUUACCCGUGUGCCAUCGAUGCAGAUUGUUUACUAAACGAAGAGAAUUUCUCAGUGAGGUGCCCCAAGCACAAGCCCCUCCUUCCUUGCUCUCUUCCCUCCUUGCAGAACAAGAUGGUGAAAGGCAGUCUCAGCACAGAGCAGUCGGAACGGGGGUGAGGGGGGAAGUGUGCUCCUGGGAAUGGAAAUAAAAGCAAGCACAGGUUAGGCUGUUGAGAUAAAAAGCGGUGGACUUUCAUGAUUGAAUGAAAUCUCUCCCACUGUGCAGCCCUGCCCCCUGUUGAUGUGCCUGCCAAUGCCAGCACUUCCUUCAUAAAUUCUUACAUCACACUCAAGAUCGAUAACAUCACAGAAUAUGACCAAGGAGUCUGAACCAGCUGUUUCCAUGGACACAAACUCCAUAGUGACAAUGGGGAGGGGAGGGAAAAAGAGGAAACAGUGGGGGGAAUUAAAGAGGGAGGGGUAAAAUUAUAUAUAUAUAUAUAAAGAUCUAUUUUUUAGUCUUGGAAGACUUUGUUUUAAAUGAAAGGUGCACUAUCCCUUUUUAUGCAUUUGAUUCAAUAUUAAAACCACAAAGUCACAAUUUCUUCUAAAUACAGUAAAUGUUAAGUCCAGAAUCCAAAUGAGGCUUCUGAACUAGUUCCCUUUCUGUUGAAAAGGAAGUGGAAUUAUGUGCUCCAUUAAUUAGAUUUGUCUCCCUCCUCUUCCCCUCCAACUCCCUGAAGAAGAACUCAAUUUUUAAAGAAAAUAAAACAAAAAAUCCUUUUUUGUUACAAAACUGUCUGUGGGGUGGGAAGGAGGGAUUGGGUGGCUGCAGGCAAUGAGUUUUCGUAUGUGUAUGUGUAGGGAGUGAGUUUACAAUAUUUUAUUUUCAAGAAACACUAUUUAUUGUUAAUCAAAAUAGAAGCUUGAAAACAUCUGACUCCUAGGUCAUGCGACUUUUGAAGUAAAAAGUAGCUGCUGCUAGCCAAAUAUACACAGCCCUUAUAGAGGUGAAAUUAGUCUGCACCCAUUGGUGGGUGGGGAGAGGGUGUUUCUGCCAUUCCUGGCAAUGAUGUACACCCCUAAAUCAUUCCAAGAAGGCUGCCAUCUAUUUUGAAAGCCUGCUGGAGGAAGAUGUUCGUUUGUCUGCCAGGAUGGGAAGUUGAACAGGAAGUCUGAAUGUUGAUGGAAUCAAUGUGUGUCUAAAUUGUCCAGGAAAGUUCAGUUAAUCCAUUUUCAGUGUGUGGGUGGGUUGUUUUGGGUUUUGUGGGUUUUUCCCCCAAACGAAGGGAGAAUGUCAAUUUAAUAACCUAUACCAUAUGGUUAUUUUUUUGUAAAUUGUGUAAUUUUUAAGCGUUUGAGGUUUUUUUAAAAAAAACAAACAAAUUUUCUCUUGUUAAGGCCUUAAGAAGGGGUUAGUGCAUCUUUCAGGGGUCACUCUGCCAUGGGAAUAAAAUAGCUGUUUCACAAACAGUUUUAUAUAAAAAAAGCUUAAAAAACAAAACAAAAAACUAAUAAACUUCAUUUUAACCUUG
Molecule: messenger RNA, 7686 nt
Organism: Pelodiscus sinensis (Chinese soft-shelled turtle)
Lineage: Eukaryota; Metazoa; Chordata; Testudines; Trionychidae
Source: RefSeq, a predicted model, not a curated record